Molecule: messenger RNA, 787 nt
Organism: Radiomyces spectabilis
Lineage: Eukaryota; Fungi; Mucoromycota; Mucoromycetes; Mucorales; Radiomycetaceae
Exons: 2
Coding region: 47-463 (138 amino acids)
Source: RefSeq, a predicted model, not a curated record
UUUUUUCAACCGCGUUUCAUUCUCGCGCAACCAUUCAUCUUUUCUUAUGAGCCAUACCAUGGAAACACAUUGGCAGCUGCUCGUAGUGUCCAGUUUCACGAAGCAGGUAACGGCAUGGUGUACGGUACCGAUUAUAUUUAUUAUCAACAUAUACAGGAAAGAGAAGAGCAGCAAGAACGGCUUCCAGGUUGCAGAAUAUCUACGUAGUGCUAUUGCCACAUCUUACGCAGCUCGGCCUUUUUAUUUCGUUUUUCGCUCACAUCAACUACAGAAUAUUGACGCGAAUAAGAUUCCGGAAAUACUCUAUCAGGAAAAUCGAAUGAGGGUUGCUCCUUUUCUUUUUCUUUUGUAUAGAGAAAGGGAUGAGCGGCAUUUCUCCACAAAAUGCGACAAAAGAGUUUAUACAGUCAAGUGUCAUUCUUCCUUAAUAUUUUUUUUUUUGGUCGGUCAACAUGGGAAAUAGCUGACAUAACUACUGGGUGUUUGUAAACAAUAUAUGCGCCAUAUGUUUUAUACAAGUUGGAUCGGCGAAUAACGUGUGCCUGUUUUCGCGACACAUAGAGAGUCCUGUUGCUUCAGGGAAACAGGCUUUCAGCGAGCAACGCAGCUUCAAAAACAGUUGGCAGUCAUACUCCAUAUUCCAAAUAUUCAUUUCAGUGCAUAAGAACAAUUGCAAAGACCAACGUGCUGAAUUAUCACCGCCUAUAAACAUCAUGGCGUGUCAAAACAAAUCAUGAAAGCGAAUAACAAAUUAAACGCGAUUACUAUGCACAAAAAAAAAAAAAAA